Molecule: messenger RNA, 927 nt
Organism: Solanum stenotomum
Lineage: Eukaryota; Viridiplantae; Streptophyta; Magnoliopsida; Solanales; Solanaceae
Product: protein pleiotropic regulatory locus 1-like
Exons: 1
Coding region: 1-927 (308 amino acids)
Biological process (GO): mRNA splicing, via spliceosome
Cellular component (GO): catalytic step 2 spliceosome; precatalytic spliceosome; Prp19 complex
Molecular function (GO): protein binding
Source: RefSeq, a predicted model, not a curated record
AUGGAGAGAAGGUGGAAAAAUUACAGGGUUAUUAGCGGUCAUUCGGGGUGGGUACGAUCAGUUGCGGUAGAUGCUACUAAUACUUGGUUCUGUACAGGUUCCGCGGAUUGUAGUAUCAAGAUAUGGGAUUUAGCAAGUGGUAGGCUAAAGGUAACGUUGACAGGUCAUGUUGAGCAAAUAAGAGGUGUUGUUGCUAACAACAACAGCAACAUGAUCUUCUCUGCUGGAGAUGAUAGACAAGUGCAAUGUUGGGACGUUGAACAAAAUAAGGUGAUUCAUUCCUUUCAUGGCCAUCUGAGUGGCGUUUACUGCUUGUCUCUUCAUCCCACAAUGGACCACCUUCUGUUCACGGGAUCUAGGGAUUGUGCAUGCAGAGUUUGGGAUAUCCGCACUAAAACUCACAUUCAUCUUCUUUCCGGACAUGAAAACACUGUUUCCUCUGUUUUUACUCUUCCUCAACAGCUACUUGUGGUGACAGCUUCUCACGACUCAACCAUAAAGUUGUGGGAUAUAAGAUAUGGUAAGACAAUGGAAACACUCACUCAUCACAACAGAUCUGUACGUGCUAUGGUUCAAAAUUAUUAUUAUUCCUCUUUUGCUUCUGCAUCAACCGAUGGCAACAUAAAAAAAUUCAACCUUCCCAACCCACAAUUUUUACACAAUAUGCAACACACCACGACUAUAAUCAAUGCAAUGGCCGUCAAUCAUGAAGGUGUUAUGGCUACCGGAGGUGACAAUGGAAGCUUGUGGUUUUGGGAUUGGACAAGCGGUCACAAUUUUCAGCAAGCUCAAACAAUGGGAUCGUCUCAGUCUGAGGCUAUAUAUGCUCUCACAUAUGACGUUACUGGUACAACACUUAUUACUUGUGACUCUAACAAGACCAUAAAGAUGUGGAAACAAGAUGAAAUCGCUACAACAGAAACAUGA